Dendroctonus ponderosae (mountain pine beetle) is the source of this 2113-nucleotide messenger RNA. RefSeq names its product nicalin. The transcript is spliced from 8 exons. Gene Ontology annotation, cellular component: endoplasmic reticulum membrane. NCBI's taxonomy places the organism in Eukaryota, Metazoa, Arthropoda, Insecta, Coleoptera, Curculionidae. The coding region runs from base 220 to 1887 and encodes 555 amino acids. Gene Ontology annotation, biological process: regulation of signal transduction. The record is from RefSeq and is a predicted model, not a curated record.
UUUUUGGGAAACGUCACAACUCAACUGCGUCUGCGUGAAGUCACAUGAUUGAUAAGUUCUAUAACCUAACCUGAUAUAUAUUCGUAUUCUAAGUAUUAUUGAAUUAUUUUUGAAUUUUAAGUUAUAUUUUGUACGAGUGCAUAUAGAUUAAUUAGCCCAGUUAGUCCUUGAAACCUGUAGCCGCGAUAAUUAAGUGCUUUUAUUGAAUUGCUAUUCAGAAUGUGGCUAGAUGAAGUCGACGAAAUUUUCAAAGGAUACAACAUUUCUUGUUAUAUUCUGAUAGUUUUGCCUAUAUUCAUUUUAGUAUCUUCUACAAGCCCUGUAUCUGCGUCCCAUGAGUUUCCUGCUUAUCGAAUGCAACACUUCGACUUGCAUGGCAUGGCUUUUGGCAGUCGAAUGGCAUCAGUAAAUUUGGAAGCAAGAUCAAUUUCGACAUUUAGCUCAUCCAGGCAUUGUGUUUUUGCACGACUAAUGGAUUUAAGCAUUGAAACUUAUCGAAAUAUAAGAGGAAAAGCUGGGGCCCUUAUUGUGGAACUGCCCAAGAGUUUGUCAAAUUUGACACAGGAUGAGAAACAGCACAUUUUAAUGUUGGAGCAAAAAAUGAUCUAUGAACAAGAGACAUCCAUCCCCGUUUAUUUCACAAAGUACAACAAUGUCAUUGAUAACAUUGUAACUGAAUUGUCUACCAAUGUGGAUGCAAGAAAUAAGAAAAAGUCUGCGGCCGAAACGUUGUUUUCCUCAAUUGCUGCCAACGGAUAUCAAAUUGUCAUUUCCGCCGGAACUCCAACAGCAAGAACGGAUACAAAAAUUGCUACCAUUUAUGGCCAUUUAGCCGGAUAUAGGCCAGAUGGAAAAGUUCCUACUAUAGCAAUUGUAACUCAUUAUGAUAGUUUCGGAGUUGCACCGGAAUUAUCACAUGGAGCAGAUGCAAAUGGAUCAGGAGUAAUUGUAAUGCUGGAACUGAUACGAUUAUUGUCCGGAUUAUAUGCCGAUCCCAAAACAAGAGGAAAGUUCAACAUCAUUUUUGUCCUUGCCGGAGGCGGCAAGAUUAAUUUCCAAGGCAGCAAGAAGUGGUUGGAAGAGCAAUUGGAUUCAUCUGAGGGGUCACUGAUACAGGAAGCAUCAUUUGUACUAUGUCUUGAUACAUUAGCAGCAUCAGACACCAUUUUCAUGCACGUUUCGAAGCCUCCAAAGGACGGCUCACCAGCUUCUAUAUUUUACAAGAAUUUAAAGUCAGUUGGAGAAGAUUAUCCUUCGGUGUCCAUAGAGGGUGUUCAUAAAAAAAUUAAUUUAGCAGAGGAUAUUUUGGCCUGGGAACAUGAACGAUACAGCAUAAGACGGUUAACAGCAUUUACACUUUCCUCUGUAAAAAGUCAUAAAGACUCAUGGAGGUCUACAAUUUUGGAUAAUAGCGAAAACUUAGACAUAAAUCGAUUGGAGAGAAAUGCUAAAAUUAUUGUAAACUCUAUCGGAAAAUUUGUUUACGAUAUUCCUGAUGGGGGAAUAUUUGGUGGCAGUUGGGAUGUAAACCCCGCUUACAUAGAUGCGUGGCUGAACCACCUAGCGGGCCAACCUAGAUCUUCUCAAUUACUUAGUACAAAAGAUAACGCGUUGGUUGUUUCACUACAAGACAAUUUCAACAAAUAUUUAAGAGACGUUAAAAUAACUUUUGCCAUGCCAGACAAGAGAGAUCCUGAUUACCAAUUCUUUGGCACCACUGGCGGAACUUUGAACAUUUACAGUGUUAAACCAGCCGUUUUUGAUCUCAUCGUAACUUUAGCAAUAACAUUGUAUUUAGUACUCGUAUACGUUGUUAUCCAUUAUGUUCCAGUUCUUUAUUCCGUGUCUAUGAAUUUAAUGAAAAACCAAAAAGUCAAGGCUCGGUAGAAAUAUCCGACAUGUGCAUAAUAAAUGUAAGGUAAUAAUAGUAGCAAUAUUUUGUAGCGACAGUGGAAUUUAAGUAUAAAAAAGAUGUAAAUUUGAUCCAGUAUAUUUUGAUACAGGAUCUCGCCUGUUUCUGUAAUAAUCUCGAAGACUAUUUCACAGGUAUUCUAGCGUUAUAGUAAUUGUUUUGUUGAUAUUAAAUACAGAAUAUACAUGAUUGUAUAAAAAA